UGGUCGGACUCCGCAACACGCCUCCAUCAUUGCUGCUUGUUGAUAUCAUACAUCGCCAUUGCUUCAUGUUGAUACCACGGCACGCUCACGCAUCACGACUCUUCACGACCUCCAGCACUAGUCCAGGUGACUGCUGACUGGGUCAGAGUCGCUUCUAAUCACACGUACACAAACCAACCACGCCUCUUCACCCUUACGCACCACUCUAAUCACUUCACAUCAUCCAUCAUGCCUCCAGCAAGAACCGUCCGAAGAGCGGUCACCGAUGAGAAUGCAGAGGCCAUCGGCACCCAGCGCUUGACGCGUGCCAAAGCCGCCACUCUGACCGACGAUGUCAUCGCUGGUGAUCCCCCCAAGAAGGCCUUGACGACCAAACGCUCGGCCACCAAUGUCACAACCGGCCCACUCGCCCGGAAGCGGACGGCUUUGGGGGAUGUCAGCAAUGUCGCCAAGAAGGACCCGGUCGAGAAGGACGAUUUGAAGAAGGACGUGCUCUCGAGGGCGACAUCGCUGUCGAAAUCCGCCAAACCCAGUGGCAUCCAAAAGCAGCCCGCGCGUCUCAACUCCACACGAGCUCCUCUCGGACAAAAGUCAAGCAAUGCGGCACCCUCUGAUCUCAAGAGAAGUGGAUCGGGUAUCGGCGGUCCGGUGAAUGCAAAGCGCGUCAAGUCUGCUUCCAAAAGUGAAGACACCGAGGCGUCGGAGAACGUGCCGCCUCCCAAGAAUGGCUCGAGCGGCAAGAUGAAGACGGAGGAGAAGGUGAAGCCGGCUUCCGUCGAGGUGGACGAAGGAGUCGACUUGGAGUCACUUGAAGACCUCGCCAAAGACCUCGACACCGAAGACAUGGAUGACCCGCUCAUGGUCGCGGAGUACGUGCACGAAAUCUUCGACUACAUGAAGCAACUCGAGAUCUCCACCAUGCCCAAUCCCGACUACAUGGAUGAUCAGGCGGAACUUGAAUGGAAGAUGCGCGGCAUUCUCGUCGACUGGCUGCUCGAAGUGCACACGCGUUUCCGUCUCUUGCCCGAGACGCUCUUCCUCGCCGUCAACAUCAUCGAUCGCUUCCUCUCGUGCAAGGUGGUGCAGCUGGAACGCCUGCAGCUCGUUGGGGUCACGGCCAUGUUCAUCGCGUCCAAGUACGAGGAAGUCCUCUCGCCGCACGUGCAAAACUUUGUCCACGUCGCCGACGAUGGAUUCCCCGAGUCCGAGAUCCUGUCCGCCGAACGCUUCGUCCUCACCUCGCUGGACUACGACCUGUCCUACCCCAACCCCAUGAACUUCCUCCGCCGCAUCUCCAAAGCCGACAACUACGACAUCCAGACGCGCACGCUCGGCAAGUACCUGCUCGAGAUUGGAUGCCUGGACCACCGCUUCCUCAAGCACCCGCCGUCUCUCGUCGCCGCCAGUGCUAUGUACUUGGCGCGUCUGGUGAUGAACCGCGGCGAAUGGGACGCGACGCUCGUUAAGUACGCCGGCUACACCGAGGAGGAGAUCCAGCCGGUGUUUAAGCUGAUGGUCGACUACCUCGCCGCCCCCGUGGCCCACGAUGCCUUCUUCAAGAAGUACGCCAGCAAGAAGUUUCUGAAAGCGUCCAUCGUCCUCCGCCAGUGGGCCAAGAAGUGGGCACCGGAGUACCUCAAUGGUGCCGUGCCUCAGCCGAGCAGUGGCCGCACGCCAUCAUAGCUGCCAUCAGACGCAUCACGGCCGGCGCCAAUGAGGCUUGCCGGUGGCGUCGCCCAUCAUUCAGCUUGAUUGCUGUCUGUCACUUUGCUUUCCAGUCUUCAUACGCAUACCCUACGACCAACGGAGACGGAGUUAUAUGGAUCGGGGUUGUUUUUCUACUCAUUCGACUAAUCUCGACAUGCGCAAGACCAUCGCUGGUCACUACUGUGCUGAAAAUAAGCAAGCAUGCAUCGUGGGAUCUUUAGACGGCGUAACGAGGGGGCGGAGUUGCAUACCAUGGAGGACAUCGUGUCUUCGACGAAGGAGUGGCCGGCAUGGGGGAUUCUUUGCUCGUGCUUUGGGUAGCGAGCAGCAGCUAUCGUGCAGCGGAAAUGGAAUU
Molecule: messenger RNA, 2062 nt
Organism: Neohortaea acidophila
Lineage: Eukaryota; Fungi; Ascomycota; Dothideomycetes; Mycosphaerellales; Teratosphaeriaceae
Product: cyclin-like protein
Exons: 4
Coding region: 229-1683 (484 amino acids)
Biological process (GO): G2/M transition of mitotic cell cycle; regulation of cyclin-dependent protein serine/threonine kinase activity
Cellular component (GO): nucleus; cyclin-dependent protein kinase holoenzyme complex; centrosome
Molecular function (GO): cyclin-dependent protein serine/threonine kinase regulator activity
Source: RefSeq, a predicted model, not a curated record